UAUAGCCGCAAUAAACCACAACACUUCUCUUUUUGCUGGCUUUCUCGAAGCUUUAGUCUAAAAUUUACAUACUUAUUGAUUGAUACACAGAUUGGAAACUUGUGCAUUAAUCUUUCAUGAUGAACACACCUUGUAAUAUAUACUUAAGACUUUGGCCAAAAUUAAAUCUUAAAAUAUAUCGAAGAUGUCAGCAAUGGAUUUUAUUGAAUAAUCAAGUUUCACCGACGCUGCAUAAAAAGUGUGUUCUUGCAAGGUUCUAUAGUCAUGCUGUGAAUGGAAACUACACUCAUGAUUCUACAAUAUUUUCCCUAUCAUCUGGACAUGGAAAGUGUGGUGUGGCAGUUGUGAGGGUUUCAGGACCAGCGACAUGGUCAGUGUUGCAGAAUAUAGCACAGUUUAAGGAAAAGCCAGCCCCCAGACUUGCAUUGGUCAGGAAGCUGGUCAACCCAAAUACCAGGAUUGUGAUUGACAAAGGACUGGUUUUGUAUUUUCAAGGGCCUCAUAGUUUUACAGGUGAGGACAGUGCUGAGUUUCAGGUACAUGGAGGCCCUGCUGUUGUUGCUGCACUGCUUGGAGCUCUGCAUGGUGUGCCUGGAUGUCGGCAAGCCCUGCCAGGAGAGUUCACUAAGAGGGCUUUCCAAAAUGCAAAGUUGGAUUUGACAGAGGUGGAAGGCUUAGGGGAUCUAAUUCAUGCAGAGACAGAAGUUCAGAGAAGACAGGCUCUCAGACAGAUGGAAGGAGAUCUUGGUCACCUUUACCAGCAGUGGAGGACUGAUAUUAUCAAGAGUGUUGCUGAUCUAGAGGCCUUCAUUGACUUCAGUGAGGAUCAAGAUAUUGAAGAUGAAGUUGUACAACAAGUUCACGCGAGGGUAGGAAAGUUAAAUGAUGAGAUAGCGCGACACCUGGAUGACAAGCGACAGGGAGAAAGGCUGAGAGAGGGCGUCCAUGUGGCUAUUAUAGGAGAACCAAAUGUCGGCAAGAGUAGUCUACUGAAUGCAAUAUGCCAGCGUCCCGCUGCCAUAGUAAAUGAUGUAGCAGGCACCACUCGUGACGUCAUCGAGACGCACGUGAGUUUAGGGGGAUACCCUGUUCUGCUGAGCGACACUGCAGGGCUUCGCGAAACAGAGGAUAAGGUGGAGAAAGAGGGCGUACGAAGGGCUUUACAAAGAGCUCAGCAGGCUGACGUUAAGGUCCUUGUAUUCGACAUUUCCAGACUACAAGGACAAAGGGAACCGCUCAGAAAUAUGUACCAAUUUAUACAACAUGAAAUAGAGACCCUGGGAUUAAAUGAUUUCAAUAAGGAAGAACAUCCGGAUAAUGUUUUUGAUGUAAGAACAAAAUCUAAAAAGAAUGAGAGGGUCUCGUAUUCCUCAUCAUUUCUUAAAGAUUAUAUCAUUGUUUUUAACAAAUUGGACAUUGUAGAAGAAAUAAAUAUUCAGAACAUAAUUGGCCAAAGUAAAGAACGAUCCGUCCAAACGAAUACUGUGGAAGCUGACGAACAGCAUGGUAACGGAGUACCCAUAGUAACAGAGGGCGAUUUAACGACCUACUGUAUCUCCUGCACUUCAGGGAAGGGAAUGGACGCGCUGGUCACGGCACUAACACGGAAAGUGGAACAAAUGUGCGGAAACCCCCUAUCUGGUCACCCGAGUCUGACGCAGGCCCGCCACAGGGCACAUCUGACGGCUUGUGUGGCUCACCUAGAUCACUUUCGGUCUGGGCGCCCCGGGGGAGACAUCGUCCUCCAGUCAGAGUCCCUCAGACGCGCGCUUAGAGAGAUUGGCAAGCUGACGGGGAGAAUUACAACUGAAGAUAUAUUGGAUGUGAUUUUUCAUGAUUUUUGUAUUGGGAAAUAAAAAUCAUGAUUUUAGUA
Molecule: messenger RNA, 1873 nt
Organism: Mya arenaria
Lineage: Eukaryota; Metazoa; Mollusca; Bivalvia; Myida; Myidae
Product: tRNA modification GTPase GTPBP3, mitochondrial-like
Exons: 8
Coding region: 117-1856 (579 amino acids)
Biological process (GO): tRNA wobble uridine modification; tRNA methylation
Cellular component (GO): mitochondrion; cytoplasm
Molecular function (GO): protein binding; GTPase activity; GTP binding
Source: RefSeq, a predicted model, not a curated record